AUGAAGCUUCAGGCAGUGAUGGAGAACUUGCACAGACAGCAGAGGGCCAAGCUGCUGAUGGAGCAGCAGCAGCAGGAGGCGGCGCAGUCUCAGGUGGGCGGGGCCUCCCCUGGAGACGAGCUCAGGAGCCCCGCCUCCGACACCGAGCAUUCUCAGAUGGCGGCGCUGGCAGCCAUGCGCGCGGUGGCAGCGGGUCUCCAGAAGAGCACGGACAGCCCCAUGUCGGAACGCAGCAGCGCGGGAGAGGAAGAGGAGGAUGACGAAGAAGACGAAGAAGAAGGAGAGGAGCCCUAUAAGGAUAUGAUGGGCUCCGAGGAAGAGGAGCAAAUAAAGCAGAAAUGGGACGAGGAAGACUUCGAAGGUGAGAUGGAGGAGGAUUACGACGACGACCUGGGCGAUGAAGGUCUGAUGUCGGGCCGAGAGGUCGUGGCGCCGAACCGAGGCAUUCUCCUGCUUCCUCACCGUCAGCUUCAUCCCCACUCACAGCUACUGAAGGCGCGGCCGGGUGUGGCCGCCGAGCCCCGCCCGUCGCCCCUCCCCACGCACAGUUCUCACAGCCAAUUGGCAGCUCAGGACCAUGCAGACUGGACCUACGAGGAGCAGUUCCGACAGCUGUAUGAAUUAGACGCAGACCCAAAGCGAAAGGAGUUUCUUGAUGACCUGUUCAGCUUCAUGCAAAAAAGAGGGACUCCAGUCAACAGAAUUCCCAUCAUGGCCAAGCAGGUACUGGACCUGUACAUGUUGUAUCAGCUGGUGACAGAGAAAGGAGGACUGGUGGAAGUCAUCAAUAAAAAACUAUGGAGGGAAAUCACAAAAGGACUCAACUUACCCACCUCCAUCACCAGCGCGGCUUUUACUCUCCGAACACAAUACAUGAAGUACCUUUACCCUUACGAAUGUGAAAAGAGGGGCCUGAGUAACCCUAACGAGCUUCAGGCAGCCAUUGAUAGUAACCGCCGCGAAGGAAGACGCCAAGGCUUUGGAAGCUCCCUCUUCACCUACUCGCCCAACGGCACCCCCACCAUGCUGUCUUCUCCCAGCAUCUCAAUGCCCAGCAUGGGUAUGGCCGUGGGGACCAACGGAGCUUCCCUCACGCCCAUUCAGAAAGUCAAAAAGGAGGAUGACAUCAGCCAGUCCCUCAGCGCUGCUGGUAGGAUGCCAAGCGCGCUGGCGGGUCACUCAGUGGCAGCCGCGCAGGCGGCAGCUGUGCAGGCAGCUGCGGCGCAGGCAGCCAUGGCUGCGCAGGUGGCUGCUUUGGAGCAGCUGCGGGAGAAGCUGGAGGCCGGCGAGCCGCCGGAGAAGAAGAUGGCCCUGCCUGCGGAGGAACACCAGAGACUGCUCCAGAGAGCACUGCAGCAGAACCUGCUCGCCAUGACCGCGCAGAUGCCUAUGAACAUCCGCAUCAAUCAUCAGGAUGGUCGUCAGGACUCCGCCCUCAACCUCACCACCAAUGGCCUAAGCAGCAUUAGCAUGUCUGUGGAGCUCAACGGAGUCGUCUAUACCGGUGUGCUCUUUGCUCAGUCUGCAGGAUUAACCUCCACAGCUGGUUCUGGAUCAGCUAAAAGUGCCGGUGGGAGAAGCAACUCCAUGCCUGUCCCUCACACACCUACCUCAUCCACCUCAAACAACCAGUCGCCUUAACCUCAAAAACGCUGACUCCAACGCCAAAUACCAACC
Chanos chanos (milkfish) is the source of this 1677-nucleotide messenger RNA. It is a transcript of the gene arid3a, whose product is annotated as AT-rich interactive domain 3A. The coding region runs from base 1 to 1641 and encodes 546 amino acids. The record is from RefSeq and is a predicted model, not a curated record. Gene Ontology annotation, cellular component: nucleus. Gene Ontology annotation, molecular function: DNA binding. Lineage: Eukaryota; Metazoa; Chordata; Actinopteri; Gonorynchiformes; Chanidae. The transcript is spliced from 8 exons. Gene Ontology annotation, biological process: regulation of transcription by RNA polymerase II.